AUGAAACAUCAUGCUAAAUUAUUAAUCAUAUGUCCAUUCGAAUUUAUUGGAUUUUAAACCUUAGAUCAUAAAAUAGAAGAUUAUCUUAAAACAAAUUAAGAAGAAAUAGUUCUUUAUUUAAUAGGAACUCCAAUAACAUAUCUAAAAGUUUAUGAGAAAAUAUUAUUCCAUCUAUAUGACAAAACACAAAAUUAUCCUACAAAAUUCAGUGUGAUUUUUGAUUCAUUAAACAAACAAUUCUUAAAUAAUCACAAAUUUGAUCUGGUUAUAAAUUUAGGCACUCCAUUAUAAGGUGAUUUUAAUAUUCAACUUUCAUUCAAUCAUGAAGUUUAAUAGAUCUAAUUUUCUGAAGAAGGAUAUAAAAUAAAUCAAUUUUAGAGAGGUGCUAAUGGUGGUACUUUUGAUCAUUUACACAUUGGACAUAAAAUUCUUCUAAGUUUAAGUUUACUGACAGUUAGCUAACAUUUGACUAUAGGUAUAACUGGAGAAAUAUUAUUAUAAAAGAAGAAAUUGAAAGGUUUCUUAUAAUCUUAUGAAACUCGUUCUAGAUGUGUAAAAGAGUUUUGUUUAAUGUUCCGACCUGAUAUUGAAUUGUAUUUCUCUGAAUUGAUUGAGCCUGCAGGACCAACCAAGAAUGGAUAAUAUGAAGUAUUAAUUGCUACAUAAGAAACUUAAAAAUCUUUAGAGUAUAUUAACAAUCUUAGGAAGGAAUUGAAUUUAAAUUAAUUAGAAGGUUAUAUUAUUGGAAUGAUUGAAAAUUAGGUUAAUUAAGGAGAGGUAAAAAUAUCAUCCACUUAAUUCAGAGAAUAAAUUUAAUCAUAAAAUAGAUUGACUGAGUAAGAAUAUUUGGAACUCAAAUAAGAAUGGUUAUCUGUAAGUAACAAUCUUUAUUGGUUUGAAUCUAUUCUUGUGGAUUAUUAUUCUUAGUCUUAAAGACAUUAUCACACUCUAAGACACAUCUAUGAUAUGCUAAAAUAGUUAAAAGGAGCAAAAAAUAUUUAAAACGUCAAAUUAGCAACAUUUUUUCAUGAUGCCAUUUAUUAUCCUAAACUUCAUGAUAAUGAAGAAAAAAGCUGUUUGUUAUUUUAAUAAUUUGCAUAAGAAUGUAAAAUAGACUCAGAAGUUAUCUCUAUUUUUAUUUUAUAAACAAAAAGUCAUCAAACUGAUGUUUCAUUCUUAUCAGAAAAUGAUUUAUCAGAUUUAAUGAUAUUUUUAGAUGCUGAUAUGUCUAUUUUAGAAUCUGAUGCUUAUCAAAUAUAUGCUCAAGAUAUAAGAAAGGAAUAUUCUCAUUUCACAGAUAAAGAAUAUAAAACAGGUAGAAUUGCUGUUUUAUAAAAAUUUUUACAAUCUAAAAUAUUUAAUUUGAGAAGUGAAGAAAAAGCUCGAAAAAAUAUAUAAGAAGAGAUCGAAAUUUUAUAAUAGUGGGUAGUAUGA
Paramecium sonneborni is the source of this 1434-nucleotide messenger RNA. The record is from the annotation of a GenBank genome assembly. NCBI's taxonomy places the organism in Eukaryota, Ciliophora, Oligohymenophorea, Peniculida, Parameciidae.